Ilex paraguariensis (yerba mate) is the source of this 588-nucleotide messenger RNA. The record is from the annotation of a GenBank genome assembly. Lineage: Eukaryota; Viridiplantae; Streptophyta; Magnoliopsida; Aquifoliales; Aquifoliaceae.
AUGGACCAUACUAGUACAGCACCAACAAUUUUGUUGGCCGACAAAUUUGGGAGUUUGAUCCUCAAGCCGGAAUGCCUAAGGAGCGAGAAGAAGUCGAAAAAGCUCGGGAGGAUUAACGGAAAAAUCGAAGAAUUCACCCUUCUUAUCAAGGAGAGUGGAAUAAAUCUACCAAGUAUUCCUCCAAUAAGACUAAGAGAAAACGAAGAUGUAACUUAUGAAGCAGUCACAACUGCUGUGAGAAAAGCUGUUCGGUUAAAUCGAGCAAUCCAAGCAAAAGAUGGUCACUGGCCAGCUGGAAAUGCAGGCGUCCACUAUUUUACACUUGCCUUGGUGCUUGGAGUGUAUGAAUGGGAAUGUUGCAACCCACUGCCUCCGGAAUUCUGGCUUUUCCCUACAUUUUUACCAUAUCAUCCAGUUACCCUCUCCACUCCUCCGACGAAGUCCACUCAGGCGCAGGUAGCUAACUCCGACGAAGACCACUCCUCCGGCGAAGAUCACUGCUCCACGAACCCAUUUAAAAAAUUCUCUAUCUUUUGCUUCUUCUUCUUCUCGUUCAGGUACUUGUAUGGUUUUGAGGCUUUUUAUUGA